This is a messenger RNA of Penicillium macrosclerotiorum, 279 nucleotides long. Its product is annotated as anaphase promoting complex subunit 11. The record is from RefSeq and is a predicted model, not a curated record. Gene Ontology annotation, cellular component: nucleus; anaphase-promoting complex. Gene Ontology annotation, molecular function: zinc ion binding; ubiquitin protein ligase activity; cullin family protein binding. Lineage: Eukaryota; Fungi; Ascomycota; Eurotiomycetes; Eurotiales; Aspergillaceae. Gene Ontology annotation, biological process: protein ubiquitination; anaphase-promoting complex-dependent catabolic process; positive regulation of mitotic metaphase/anaphase transition. Bases 1 to 279 code for a protein of 92 amino acids. The transcript is spliced from 2 exons.
AUGAAGGUCACAUUGAAGGAAUGGAAUGCCGUCGCAACCUGGCAUUGGGAUAUGCCGGAGGAUGAGGUCUGUGGUAUUUGUCGCGUCCAGUUUGACGGGACCUGUCCCACCUGCAAAUUCCCUGGUGAUGACUGCUCGCUUCGUGAGUCGCUACGCGCAUCCGAAUCCUUCACCGAUUGGGGCCUCUUGGGCAAUGACGCUGACCUGGAUCACAGUUCUUGGCAAAUGUGGCCAUUCAUUCCAUAUGAAUUCGAAUGGAAACAAAACGAGGAUGAAUGA